This is a messenger RNA of Magnolia sinica, 690 nucleotides long. RefSeq names its product non-specific lipid-transfer protein B-like. Gene Ontology annotation, cellular component: membrane. The transcript is spliced from 2 exons. The record is from RefSeq and is a predicted model, not a curated record. The coding region runs from base 53 to 403 and encodes 116 amino acids. Gene Ontology annotation, biological process: lipid transport. NCBI's taxonomy places the organism in Eukaryota, Viridiplantae, Streptophyta, Magnoliopsida, Magnoliales, Magnoliaceae. Gene Ontology annotation, molecular function: lipid binding.
GGGCCACUCAUCCACAUAAGCCCACACAAACACAUACAUUGUACAAGACAAUAUGAAGGGGUUAGCCAUUUGUGCCUUGGUAGUACUAGCCAUGGCUCACCUGAUGGUCGAGCCGGCCCAGGCCAUGACCUGUGGCGACGUGGCCUUGUGUCUGGGCCAGUGCAUGACCUACUUAACUGGGUCGGACCCAAAGCCGCUCCCCGCAUGCUGCGACGGUGUUAAACAGCUAAGAGACAUGGCGGACACAACCGUAGACAAGCGGUUCGCAUGCAAUUGCAUUAAGCAAGUCGCCUCUCGCUUCCACAACUUGAAGGAUAAUGCGGUUAGCGCUCUCCCUAGUGAAUGUGGCGUGACGCUCCCCUACCCUAUCUCUGCCAACUUCCCAUGCAACUCGAUCCCUUGAUUUGGAGUUUUUUUUUUUUUUUUGCUUUCCUUUUUCUUUGGAGGAAAUAAGAGAGGAGCAUGGAAGUGGUGCAACCUUAGCUAUGAAUCCCUACGCUACAGUCUAUGGGAGGACAGAAAAAAAAAACAAGAGGAAGAUGAGCAAAAGCCCCAUAGGGUUGUAAAAAACUAUUUGAGCUACUUGUUAUGGUGAAUGCACAUCCAAUCUUGCAUAAAUUGCUACUAUAAAAUAAUUAGGUAGCAGGAUCGAAGAGCUUUUAAAAUCAAUAAAAAUUUGAUAUUUGGAAC